GACGGGCUCUGUGCUCGCCAUUGCUCCGCCGAGCAGCUCGCCGCUGGCGCUGCUAUUCCUUCCCACACCAAUCGCUGCUGCUGCGAUUGCUGUCUCUGCGGCUGCCUCCUCUCGCGCAUGCCCCUCGACGGCAGCAGCAUGUUCCGAAAAUGGAUAAAAAGCGGCGCGGCGGCAGCGCCGUCGACAGAGGACGGCGCGGCCUCACUAGGAAGGUGCUCUCCAGUGCCUGCGGGCGGCGCUGCAUCCGUCGGCUCGCGCGCGAGCAAGGGCGCGCACGACGCGAGCGAGAGCGCCGAGGCGCUGCAGAGCCAGCUGGAGAAGCUGGAGGAGGAGUGCCAGAAGAUCAAGCACCAGCUAGCGAGGGUGCACAACCACGCGGAGCUGUCCAUCGAGGUGGUGGACGAGGAUCUGACCCUGACCCGCUCUCGCUUCUCGCGCGCCGCCCCGGGCGCCACGCCGGCAGGCUCGCUGAUGCCGUCGAAGGAGGGUUCGAUCAAGCGGGGGGCCGGCGCGCGAGGAGCGUCAGCGGGCGGCGGGCGGUCGACGGCCGGCGGCGUGGCGUCCUCCCUCAACAGCUCCUCCAUCGCCAGCAUGUCUUCCUUUGGUCCUCGCAUGUCCUACGCCGUCCGGCCCGCGCCGUCGCCCGGCGCCGCCGCGUCGCACGCGCCGACGUCAGCAAAGGACCUGCUAGCGAUGGUGCAGCGGGGCAGGAAGCGCGCGCAGUACAACUCUCGCGUUGACUCGGAGGAGCUCGCCGCGCUGACGGGCAACGGCGCCGUGACGCUGCUGCCGCGAGGAGGGGUGCAUGUGAGGACGCGGCACGGUCCGGUGCAGUUUGGAAUCCCGCCAGAGACGAUCAAGGACUCGCUGCAGCUUGGGCUGGACGUGCCAAAGGUGUACGUGGUUGGAAAGGAGCGGUUCAACCUCAAGUUUGGCACAAACACCGCCGAGUUCGAGUUCCCCGCCUACUGGAACUUCUUCAUCAAGGGCGACAAGACGACGGUGGUUUGCGCAGCGGCGGCAGCGGCUGUGAUUCGGCAGGUGCUGGAGGAGGUGCUGGAGGGGCCUGC
This is a messenger RNA of Emiliania huxleyi CCMP1516, 1070 nucleotides long. RefSeq lists its product as hypothetical. NCBI's taxonomy places the organism in Eukaryota, Haptophyta, Isochrysidales, Noelaerhabdaceae. The record is from RefSeq and is a predicted model, not a curated record. The transcript is spliced from 9 exons. The annotation marks the transcript as partial.